GUCCACCUGGGGAUCAAGGACCAGGUGCAAAGGGAGAGAAAGGUGACCCUGGCAGUCCAGGUCCUAGAGGGCCAAGUGGUUACAAUGGAACACAAGGUCUUCCUGGGCCACCAGGUACCAAAGGAGAGAAGGGAGAGAUGGGAACAGAGUUGACUGUGCGUCUUGUGCCAGGAAAAAACCAAGGACGAGUGGAAGUGAAGCACAACAAUAUCUGGGGCACUGUGUGUGAUGACAGAUUUGACCGUGUGGAUGGCUUGGUGAUCUGUAAGAUGCUGGGCUUCCAGACUGUCCAUUCCACCUUUAUUGCCGCCCCAGGGUCUGGCAAGAUCUGGCUGGAUGAGCUGCGGUGCACAGGAGCCGAGGACAAUAUCUUUGAUUGCCCUCAAGGUAAAAUCGGUGUUAAUGACUGCAACCACAAUGAAGACGCUGGGUUACACUGUCUGUAGACUGAAGACGGAAUCGCUGCUCUCAUGGAAUCAAGAGCAACAAAAUGUUUUCAGAAACUCAGUGUUCAGUAUAUAUCACAGGAAAUAUUACACAUUUUACUUCACUGUUUUGCUCAAAACUGACUUUAAUGAUUGAGCUUUAAAAACCUGUUAUGAGCUUGUGAUUCAGUACUAUACAAAAGCCUGCACAUUAAUGACGUAACAGUAAUUUUCCUUAUAGAUCACUAUAAAAUAUUCCUGAUAAAUUAA
This is a messenger RNA of Haplochromis burtoni (Burton's mouthbrooder), 695 nucleotides long. RefSeq names its product macrophage receptor MARCO. Lineage: Eukaryota; Metazoa; Chordata; Actinopteri; Cichliformes; Cichlidae. Gene Ontology annotation, cellular component: membrane. The record is from RefSeq and is a predicted model, not a curated record.